UCGCUCCCAGGCGUUCACUUCAUCAUGUUGGCUGGAGAAUGCUGCGUGCGGCCGUUCUCUCUCUGGUGCCUCGGCACCGCUCACGCCUGGCCGGCACGCUGCAGCUGAGCGCUCAGCCCGUGGAGGAAGAGCAGGAGCAGAAGCAGCAGGACGAGGAGGAAGCUGAGGAGGAAGAGGAGGAGGAGGAAGGCUCCGGGCUCCAGGCUGGCCCCAUGCCGCUGCCACAGAGAGCCUAUGUGCUGGAGGGGCCGGAGGAUGUGCGGGGACCCAAGUCUCCAGACUGGCUCUACGAGUCGUACUAUCGCAUGAGCCAGCAGCACCCGCUCAUCGUCUUCCUCCUCCUCAUCAUCAUGGGGGCAUGCGUGUCUCUGCUCGCUGUGUUCUUCGCCUCGAGACUGGCCAUGGAGGACCACGUAGCCUUCCUCAUCACUGUGCCCACUACACUGGCCAUCUUCCUCACCAUCUUCAUCCUGGUCUGCAUCGAGUCUGUCUUUAAGAAGCUCCUCCGCCUCUUCUCCUUGCUCAUCUGGGGCUGCCUGGUUGCCAUGGGUUACCUCUUCAUGUUCUCCGGAGGGAUCGUCUGUCCGUGGGACCAGGUCUCUUUCUUUCUGUUUAUAGUGUUCGUGGUUUACACCAUGCUACCCUUCUCCAUGCGGGACGCCAUCAUCGCCAGCAUUCUUACGUCCUCCUCCCACACUCUGGUCCUCAGCGUCUGCCUCUCAAACACAACACAGCUCGCCGAGCCACUCGUCUGGCAGAUGCUGGCCAACAUCAUCAUAUUUAUCUGUGGGAACAUAGCAGGUGCCUAUCACAAACACCUGAUGGACCUCGCCCUGAAACAGACCUACCAAGAUACAUGUAACUGCAUCAAGUCACCCAUCAAACUGGAAUUUGAGAAGCAUCAGCAGGAGCGUCUCUUGCUGUCCCUUCUCCCUGCCCACAUCGCUCGUGUGAUGAAGGCUGAGAUCAUCCAGAGGCUUAAGGGUCCAAACAGCGGCCAGGCCGAGAACACCAACAAUUUCCAUAACCUCUACGUGCAGAGACACACCAACGUCAGCAUUCUGUACGCAGACAUCGUGGGUUUCACGCGCUUGGCCAGUGACUGCUCUCCGGGGGAACUGGUGCACAUGCUUAAUGAGCUUUUCGGCAAAUUCGACCAAAUAGCCAAGGAUAAUGACUGCAUGAGGAUUAAGAUCCUGGGAGACUGUUAUUACUGUGUGUCUGGACUCCCCGAGUCGUUACCGGACCACGCCAAGAACUGCGUAAAGAUGGGACUGGACAUGUGUGAGGCCAUCAAGAAGGUGCGAGAUGCCACAGGCGUUGACAUUAACAUGCGUGUCGGAGUGCAUUCUGGCAACGUGCUCUGCGGCGUAAUUGGCCUCCAGAAAUGGCAGUAUGACGUUUGGUCCCAUGAUGUCACUCUGGCCAAUCACAUGGAGGCCGGGGGCGUACCCGGCCGAGUUCACAUCUCUUCUGUGACGCUGGAACAUUUGAAGGGGGCCUAUAAAGUGGAGGCGGGAGACGGACAGAGCCGGGACUCGUAUCUGAAAGAGCAUGGUAUCGUCACGUUCCUCGUCAUCAAUCCAAAGGGAGAGCGACGCAGCCCACAGCUCCACUGCCGCCCUCGUCCCGUUCUCUAUGGGGCAAAGAUGAGAGCGUCUGUGCGUAUGACUCAGUAUCUGGAGUCCUGGGGGGCAGCGAAACCCUUCGCCAACCUGCACCACAGAGACAGCAUGACCAACGAGAACGGCAAGAUCAACACACAUGAUGUGCCAAUAGGACACCAUCAUUUCCCCGGGAGAUCAGAAAGAACAAAGUCUCAGAAGAAGAGGUUCGAAGAGGAGCUGAACGAGCGGAUGAUUCGUACAAUUGAUGGCAUCAGUGCACAAAAGCAGUGGCUGAAGUCUGAGGAUAUUCAGAGGAUAUCUCUGUUCUUUCACAAUAAGACUCUGGAGAAGGAGUACAGAGCGACAGCCUUGCCAGCGUUUAAGUACUACGUCACUUGCGCAUGCUUCAUCUUCUUCUGCAUUUUCAUCGUGCAGAUUUUAGUCCUGCCAAAGACCGCCGUGCUUAGUGUGUCUUUCGGAACGACCUUCCUGUUACUAACUCUUAUCCUCAUCAUUUGUUUCGCGGGCCGUAUACUGCGAUCGGGUCGCGUGACCUCCUGCUCUCUUCUCCCGAGCUCGUCCUUACUCAGCGCCAACAAGCCCUGCGUCCGGCUCGUCCUCACCAUGGCAACCACCGUGCUCAUCCUCGUCAUGGCCGUCUUCAACAUGUUCUUUCUAGAGGACGACAAGGUGACAACAGUGCCUGCAAUGAACAUCUCCAAUGAGACGGUCUAUGGUGUUUGUGGCCAAACCACUCAGUCCUCAGACAAGUUCUACUUGCCAUACUUCAUCUACAGCUGCAUCCUGGGUCUCGUCUCCUGUUCCGUCUUCCUGAGGAUCAAUUACGAGCUGAAGAUGGUCAUCAUGUUGGCUGCUGUGGUGGCCUACAACAUCAUCAUACUCCAGACCCAUGCUGCCGUGAUGGACGAGUAUAGCACGACCCAGCUAUUGAAAAAACCCGGUGUCCUAAAAGACUUGAAGACAAUGGGUUCUGUCUCGCUCUUCAUCUUCUUCAUCACUCUGCUUGUCCUGGCGAGGCAGAAUGAAUAUUACUGUAGGUUAGACUUCCUGUGGAGGAACAAGUUCAAGCGGGAGUGUGAGGAAAUCGAGACCAUGGAGAACCUGAACCGCGUACUGCUGGAGAACGUUCUUCCUGCCCACGUGGCGGAGCAUUUCCUCGGUCGAAACUGGAAGAACGAGGAUCUCUACCACCAGUCGUACGAUCUGGUGUGUGUCAUGUUCGCAUCCAUCCCGGACUUCAAGGAAUUCUACACAGAGUCGGAUGUGAACAAGGAGGGACUGGAGUGUCUCAGGCUCCUCAAUGAGAUUAUAGCGGAUUUUGAUGAGUUACUCUCCAAACCCAAGUUCAGUGGCGUGGAGAAGAUAAAGACAAUUGGCAGCACUUACAUGGCUGCUACUGGACUAAACAUUCCUCCUGGACAGGAUUACACGCAGGACCACGACCGGCAGUACAUGCACAUUGGAACCUUGGUCGAGUUCGCCUUUGCACUGGUUGGGAAACUUGAUGUUAUUAAUAGACAUUCCUUCAAUGACUUCAGGCUGCGUAUAGGAAUAAACCACGGCCCCGUGAUCGCAGGGGUAAUCGGAGCACAAAAACCGCAGUAUGAUAUCUGGGGUAACACGGUGAACGUGGCCAGCAGGAUGGAAAGCACUGGGGUUCUUGGGAAAAUCCAGGUAACCGAGGAAACCAGCCGCAUCCUCCAGACACUGGGCUACAUGUGCUCGUGUCGAGGGAUCAUUAACGUCAAGGGGAAAGGUGACCUGAAGACUUUCUUUGUACACACUGAGAUGAGCAGGUCCUUAUCACAGGGGACUGUAAUGCCUUGACUGACUCAUCUCUCUCUUUCUUUUUGUUCCUCUCACCCUCACACACACACACAAAACACAAAAGGGAUGCUUCAUCUCAAACAGUAAUAACCACAGAGCUUUAUUUCUCAUCAUGGGAAUGUAUGGACUUAGGAUGUGCACAGGCAAACCGCUGUGUGUGUGUGUGUGUGUGUGUGUGUGUGUGUGUGUGUGUGUGUGUGUGUGUGUGUGUGUGUGUGUGUGUGUGCGCGUGCGUUUCACUUCAGAGCAGAAGAGCUGAGUGUCUGUCAAAUAUCUGUGUUCAUGUUUUGUUGCUGCCAUUUUCUUACCCAUUAAAGAAUUUCUAUAUAAACAUCUCUGUGUCCAUUUAUAUAUGUAAGCUUUUGCAAAUAAGAAAGCUUUACGAUGGAUAAAUGUAGCGCAAUCUCUGUAUUUAUGUCAACUACGAUGAUCAUAACAGUAAAAACAGUCAGCCCUGCUAUUAGGAUGUUUCAGGAAUGAGGCAUGCAGGCCCGGCGUAAUGGAUGCAGACGUUGAGACAUUUAAUUAAAAAUAAUCACGAACCAAACAGCGAUAAACAAAACAGUAGUACUACGACAGCAGGACGAAUCACAGAACAAAACUGUAGACUUAACAGGACAGAUCAAAAACCAAAACACUGACUAACUAACCAACAGAGCUUAAUAAUAACACAAAUCAGGGUGGUGCAUCUGUGGUCCAUGUCAUUUGGUCUGAAUGGGGGCUUGGCACAGGAACAAAACUGUGAUUUGGCAAGGAGACUCAACUGAGACUUGGCACAGAGACAGAAUUGUGACUUGGCACGAAGAAUGGACUGUGACUUAAAAUCCGGCCAGCGGAGUGAGCACAAAGUCGGCAAACUUGUGCAGCGAAGCGAGCACAAAGUCUUCGAAGCUGUGCAGCGGAGCAAGCACAAUGUCCUCGAAUAUGGUUGGCAGAGCAAAUACAAUGUCCCCUAAUUUAGACAGCUCAACAAACACAAUGUCAUCGGACUUAGGCGGCAAAACGAGCGUGAUGUCCUCAAAUUCAGGUGGCGGAGCGACCACAAAGUCCUCAAACACGGCCAGCAGACCAAUCACACUGUCCUUGAAUUCAGGAGGCAAAGUAAGUACCAUGUCCUCAAAUCCAGGGGCGGAGUAAGUACAAUGUCUUCAAACCCAGACGGCAGACCAAGCACAAUAUCCUCAAAUACAGGCAGCGGAGCAAGCACAAUGUUCUCGAAGUCAUGCGGCAGAGCAUGCACGAUGCCUUCGAAUUUCGCCAGCAGAGCAAACACAAUGUCCUUAAAUUCGAGCAGCGGAGCAAUCACAAUGUCCUUAAAUCCAGGAGGUGGAGCAAAGUAUAAUGUCUUCGAACCUGGGUGGAGAAACAAGUAAAAUGUCCUAUAAUUCAGGAGGUGAAGCAAACACAAUGUCUCCGAAUUUGGAAGGCAGAGCAAACACAAUGUCUUCAAACACAGGCGGUGGAGCAAGCACAAUGUCCUUAAAUCAGGGCAGCAGAGCAAGCUCGGUGUCCUUAAAUCUGGGUGAUGGAGAAAGUACAAUGUCCUCCAAUUUAGGCAACGGACCAAACACAAUGUCUUCGAAUUUGAGCGGCUAAGCAAACACACUGUCUUCAAAUCCAGGUGGCAGAGCAAGGACAAUGUCUUUAAUUAUGGCCGGCAAAGUCCUUGAACCCAUGGGGCAGAGCAAUCACAACGUCCUUGAAUUCAGGAGGCAAGGCAAA
Clarias gariepinus (North African catfish) is the source of this 5177-nucleotide messenger RNA. It is a transcript of the gene adcy2b, whose product is annotated as adenylate cyclase 2b (brain). The transcript is spliced from 25 exons. Bases 39 to 3455 code for a protein of 1138 amino acids. Lineage: Eukaryota; Metazoa; Chordata; Actinopteri; Siluriformes; Clariidae. Gene Ontology annotation, cellular component: plasma membrane. Gene Ontology annotation, biological process: intracellular signal transduction; cAMP biosynthetic process; adenylate cyclase-inhibiting G protein-coupled receptor signaling pathway. Gene Ontology annotation, molecular function: adenylate cyclase activity. The record is from RefSeq and is a predicted model, not a curated record.